Syzygium oleosum is the source of this 2148-nucleotide messenger RNA. RefSeq names its product receptor-like protein 7. The record is from RefSeq and is a predicted model, not a curated record. NCBI's taxonomy places the organism in Eukaryota, Viridiplantae, Streptophyta, Magnoliopsida, Myrtales, Myrtaceae. The transcript is spliced from 3 exons. Gene Ontology annotation, molecular function: protein binding. Bases 1 to 2148 code for a protein of 715 amino acids.
AUGUAUCUUUCAUUUAUCAACUUCACUGGUAAUGUGGACCUUGGAGUGUUUACACUGCUGUACCGCCUUGAAGAGUUAGUUCUUUCAGGUCUAUCAGUCAAUGUCGAUAGUGACAAGAAUUAUACUUUUCCUAGUCUAGGGUCACUAAGUUUACAAGACUGCAGCCUCCGUGAAUUCCCCAACAUCUCAUCGACACUUAACAGGGGAUUGACGACACUAGAUCUGUCUUCCAAUAUGAUUUAUGGUGAGAUUCCAGGAUGGUUAUGGGAGGCGGGAAGGGAAUCUUUGUUUUCUAUAGAUAUUUCGAAUAACUUUUUAACUGGAGGAACUCCAAGGCAAAUUCCCCUGUGGAAACUGGAUACAAUUGGGAUUGUGAAUAAUCUGCUUCAGGGACAACUCCCUGCUCCACCACCUUCCAUGACUGCGUUCUACGCUGCAGGCAAUAGGUUCGACGGAGACAUCCCGUCUCUAAUUUGCAAUGCCAGUUCUCUUCUUAUGCUGACCUUGUCUGAGAACAACCUCACCGGUAGCAUUCCACAAUGUUUGGCAAAUCUGACCGUCUGUGAUCUGAAGAUUCUUGGAGAUAUGGCGUUGUCGGACAACUUCUUCAAUGGCAGAAUCCCUGAGUGUAUAGGAAACAUAAGCUCGCUAUCGGGAUUGGCCUUGAGAAAUAAUCAGUUGGAAGGGUCUCUUCCACCUUCCUUGGUGAACUGUACUCGUCUGACUUCAGUUGAUAUCGGCCACAACAUGAUAAAUGAUACUUUUCCCUUCUGGAUGGAGAGUCUGCCUAUAUUACAGACUCUCAAACUGGACUCAAACAAGCUUCACGGACCUUUAGACAAGUUUGUGGCCGAAUUCUCAUUUCCCAGUCUAUUUGAGAUCAACCUUGCUCAUAAUGAUCUCCGUGGUCAUUUGUCAACUAAGCCUUUUAAGAGUGCACAUCAGGUUGAUCUUUCCAACAACAAGUUUGACGGUUCAGUUCCGAUUCCUGGAGCCAGGACUCUGUUGUACUCGCUCUCGAACAACAAGUUUGCAGGAGUAUCUUCUUCGAUCUGCAAUGCGAGCGAUCUUGAAGUAUUAAACUUGUCUAACAACAGCUUGUCUGGCACUAUUCCUAAUUGUUUGACAAGUUCCAAUACGAGUCUCUCAGUUUUGAACCUUCGCAUGAAUUACUUCCAAGGUGAACUUCCUGAAAUACUCGGAGGUAAUAGCAGCUUAAGGACUCUUGAUUUCAGUCGAAAUAGACUUGACGGUGUUGUUCCUCGAUCUCUCUUAAACUGCCAAAUGCUGGAAGUUCUGGAUCUUAGCUAUAACAUGAUAGAGGACACGUUCCCACGCUGGUUGGGAAGCCUCCCCAAACUGCAAGUCCUUGUCCCGAAGUUGAAUAACUUCGACGGCUCGGUCCAAAGUCCCGAUGCAGAUUAUUCGUUCCCAAAGUUGCAAAUUUUGGACCUUUCCAGCAGCCAUUUCGGUGGUCCUUUGUCAUCUGAGUUCAUUGAAUGUUUACAAGCAAUGAUGACAGGUUCAGAGAUUGCGUUGGAGAAGAUUUUAACGACUUUUACAACCGUUGAUCUGUCCAAUAACAAUUUCCAAAUGGAGAUUCCGGAUGCCAUUGGAAAGCUCAUCUCGCUUCGAGGCCUGAACCUCUCUGGAAAUAACAUCACAGGACACAUUCCACAGUCGAUUGGCAAUCUUGCCAAUCUGGAAUGGCUAGAUCUUUCAACUAACAAGCUCAGUCGAAGAAUUCCUGGAGAAUUGAAGGACCUCACGGCUCUGUCGUUCCUAAACUUCUCAGGAAAUCAACUCUUUGGUCCUAUUCCCCAAGGCAAUCAGUUCAAUACUUUCGAUAAUGACUCUUUUGCCGGUAACUUGGGAUUAUGCGGAUUUCCCCUGUCAAAAGCUUGUGAUAGCCAUGAAAAUCAACCACCACCACCUUCCAUCCCUGAAGAAGAUUCUGCGCGUACAAAUAUUUUUGACUGGAAGAUAAUCUUGAUGGGAUAUGGAUGCGGACUGAUAGGUGGAUUGUCCAUGGGAUACAUUGUCUUCCAAACCAGAAGACCUGAAUGGUUUGUUAGAAUGUUCGAGGAGAAGUUCUGCAAAAGGCCAAAGAGGCCAAGGAAGAACCUUCCUAGAUUUCACGGAAGAUGA